CCCGAGGACCUGGCGGACGAGGUGGAGGAGUUCCACGAGGCGCAGUUCCAGGCGGUGAUGGCGGCCUUGGAGAGUGAGGAGGAGGCCGGGAACAGCGAGGAGGAGGAGGAGGAGGAAGUGCUGGGGCUGCAGCUGCCCGAGGAGGACAAAGAGGAUGGAGAAGGUGAGGAGGAGGAGCAGGAGGAGGAGGAUGGAGAAGGAGAAGGAGAUGAGUGUGAAGAUGAAGAUGGGGACCUGUCCAUGGAAAGCGACUUGGAGGAGCACCGUCAGGACACCAAGCUCCCCCACGAGCUCUCCUGGGGCCAGCGUAAGCAGCUCUACUACGACACGGACUACAGGAGCGAUGCCCAGGCCAAGGGCAAGCGUAACCAGCGAGAAGUCGAUGCUGAGGAGGAGGAAGAGGAGCAGGAGGCUCAGGUCAUCCAGAAGCGGUUGGUGCAAGACUUGGGAGAAGAUGAUUAUGGGCUGGAUGUGAUCCAGGGCUAUCUGGCUGAGCAGCAGAAAACCCACGACAGCAAGGGGCAGAAGAUUGACAAGGAUUUGCAGGCGCUUCCCAGGAAGGAGCAGCUGAAGCUACUGAAGCAGGAGUCUCCUGAGCUCCUGCAACUGAUCGAGGACUUUGAAGUCAAGCUAAUGGAGCUCAAGGAUGAACUGUACCCCCUGUUGCAAAUGGUCAAAAAUGGCACUAUCCCGCAAGGCAAAGGUAGCCGCUAUUUGCAGACCAAGUAUCACCUGUACUUGAAUUACUGUGCCAAUAUCAGUUUCUAUUUGGUUUUGAAGUCAAAGAGGAUGCCGGUUCAUAGUCACCCUGUUAUCGAACGGCUGGUUGCUUAUAGAAAUAUAAUCAAUGACCUGGCUGUUAUAGAUCAAAAGUUAUCCUCGCAAGUUCGUAUGCUUUUGAAAAAUUACUACGAUAAGAAGGAAGAUAAACUACGGAAGGAGAAGAAGUUUGCGCUGUUUCUCCCACUGGACGUUAAGAAAAACAAAUCGAAACGUGCUCCCACGCUUGCUAAUGGCCGGGCUACUGCUGACGAACCCUCAGACGAGUCAGACCUGGAUGAAGAGGCUGCCCUAAAAUACUAUAAGAUGAUGGAGGAGAAAUUGAAACUCAAGAGGAAGAGAACCGAAGACCAAGACGUGCUCGACGCAGAAGCGGUGUUGGAAGGAGAGGAUCCGAAUAAAAAGAGAGGUGUGACCUAUCAGAUGAUCAAGAACAAAGGCCUCACGCCCAGAAGGAAGAAGAUCGAUCGCAACCCCAGGGUCAAGCAUCGGGAGAAGUUUCGGCGAGCCAAGAUUCGCCGCAAGGGCCAGGUCCGUGAAGUUAGGAGGGAAUUGCACAGAUAUGCCGGGGAACUCUCUGGCAUUCGUGCGGGAGUUAAGAAAAGCAGGAAGCUUCAAUGA
Messenger RNA from Balearica regulorum gibbericeps (East African grey crowned-crane), 1401 nucleotides. Lineage: Eukaryota; Metazoa; Chordata; Aves; Gruiformes; Gruidae. The record is from RefSeq and is a predicted model, not a curated record.